Messenger RNA from Coccomyxa subellipsoidea C-169, 788 nucleotides. RefSeq lists its product as hypothetical. Lineage: Eukaryota; Viridiplantae; Chlorophyta; Trebouxiophyceae; Coccomyxaceae. The record is from RefSeq and is a predicted model, not a curated record. Bases 93 to 788 code for a protein of 231 amino acids. The transcript has 6 exons.
GACACUAUCAGGCUUUUAUAUAAAGAACAUCACAAAAUGCUGAAAUCGGUAUUCAGGGAAGAGUACCCAGGCCUGCGACGCUCCCAGUGACGAUGGCCAGGUACACUGCGCUCGCUGCGGCUCUGAUUUUGACACUGCUGGCGAGCAGCCGAGCCUUACAGUGCCUGGAUUUGCCCGUGGCGACGAGUGGGUUCGAGAAAUGGGUAGGCGUCGUCGCAAAGGCAAUGUCCUUUGGCGGACGCAACCAGGCAUCCUCUCUGCAGGCCCUGAAAAGCUUCCAGGCUUCCGUGGCCGCAAAAGUGCAGCAGCAGGGCGCAACUCUGAAGAAGCUGGAGAAGGGUGACAUCAGCGACAUCAUCAAGCAGCUGUUGACUCAGCGCAUCGACAUCAGCGCCCCGGUCUUCUUUGACAACGCUGGCGGCCCCGACUCACUCAUCAAAGGCAGCGCUGCCGGCGUGUCAUUUGGCUUCGUUGGCGCACAAUACGCCCCCUGUGCCAUUCCCAUUACGCCAAUUGGCGUCAGCGUGUCUCCCCAGGGCGCCAUCAUCGGGGCCCAGGUCUUUAACAUCGGCCCCACAGGUGUCAACAUCCAGCCGCAGGGAGUCAACAUCUCUCCAAAUCUCAUCAUCAUUGGUCCUUAUGACACCACAAUUGCCGGACAGGGCCUAAACAUUGCGCCAGCCCUCAUUGCGAUUGCGCCCACGCGCACAGUCAUCAACCCUAUUGGACCCUUGGAGAUCUCCGAUACCCUUGUUGAUGCUCAGGUCCCCCUGCCUCCACAGCCGUAA